Messenger RNA from Physcomitrium patens, 3672 nucleotides. RefSeq lists its product as uncharacterized. Gene Ontology annotation, molecular function: protein binding. Lineage: Eukaryota; Viridiplantae; Streptophyta; Bryopsida; Funariales; Funariaceae. The record is from RefSeq and is a predicted model, not a curated record.
UGCUCUUCUUCUCGUUUCUAGUUGUGUGGAUUAUACGUCCGAGGGUAGCUGGGUGGCCAUCUGAGGCUGGCUGCGGAGUGUGCUGCUGACAACGGUGUAGUGAGAGGAUGGUGUGAAGAACUUUGAAAAAGGUCGGGGACUUGACGAUGGCGAUCUCUGGUAGUGGACUCUUGCUCGGGGAAUUCUUUCUUCACGAGAGGUUCUGUGUGGCGCGAGCUGAGAAGAUCGUCAGCCUUGACUUUCUUUCGUCCUCCAGCCAUGUCUGUGCCGCCAGGAGGAGUGGGAAGUGCUCGUGGAGAGCGCGGGCGUCCGUUUCUGUGCAGUUGCGGGAAGCAGGGAGUGGUGCUGAGGCUCUGUUAGAGGGAAUUGCGCAUGACUUGUACUUAGAGAAGGAUAGUUUGGGGAAUGAGGCUUCGAAUUCUAAUGGACAGGAAGUUGUCGAUACCUCGGACGAUUCUCCUUCGGCUUCUUCUUCUUCCUCUUCUUCUCCUUCUUCUUCGUCUCAGAUUGAUAGGUCUAUGUCGAGUUACGUUGAGAUUAUUAGUGCACUGCGAGGGAAACGUUCGAAUGCAUGCGAAAAUUCUAAUAUAGGUCGCGGAUUAGGAAACUCUGAGGAUGUAGAGAAACUAUCCGUCACGAAAGUCGUAGGAAAGCCAAUUACUAGGGAUGUGUCCAGAGCGAAGAGAGGAGGUUACGCGAAAUUGAGUGGACGUGAAAGAAGUAGGGAUAUUUGGGAAUCGUCACGGGAUUCAAAGCAUAAAACAAUUAAUUUGGUUAAGGCGCUAAAUGCAUUGCCAUGCGGAGGUACAGUUCUGAAUUUGCUCGAGCAAUCUGAGUUGCAAUUUACAUCACGCCAAACUUCUUUCAUUUUGAAUUCUCUUAAGAAUCCCGACAAGGCGCUGGAAGCGUUUCAGUGGAUGCAAGAAAAUGGGAAGACGAGAGGGAACGUGUAUUCCUACAACAUUAUGUUCAAGAUUCUAGGGUCGAGACAGCAAUGGCCGAUAAUUGACGAGCUUCUAGGUCAAAUGCUGGGAGAUGGUUGUGUGCCGGAUGAUUACACAUUCAACACCUUAAUUAUGAGUGCAAGCAAGGCUGACUAUGCUGACUAUGCCACGAGAGCUUUCCAAAUGAUGUUAGAGAAGGGAGUUCAACCCACCAGAUUGACCUACAGUAUGAUGAUGCUGCUGUAUCAGAAGAAUGGUAAAGUCGAGGAUGCAGAGGUUGCAUUCUCGCACAUGUUGCAGAGCGGGAUUCAAGUAGUGGCCGCAUACUCUGCCAUGAUCGCAAUUUACACGCGGUGCGGUUUCUUUGAGAAGGCAGAGAAAAUAAUGGAGGACAUGUGGAACCACAAAAUUGCGCCCGACAGAGAUAACUGGUUGAAGCAAAUGAAUACUUAUGGACAGCAAGGAAAAAUAGAAGAAGCGGAGCACAUAAUGGACACAAUGGAGAGGUUAGGGAUGCAUCUAGGUGUCGUCGGUUAUAACUCUAUGAUCACUGCAUAUGGGAAGGCAGGUCUUUACGAGAAAGCACUUCGGCUGUUUGAGAAGAUGAAAGAGGCGGGCCUCGAGCCAGACGAGGUAACGUAUAGCUGUAUGAUAGGGGCGUGUGGACGUGCGGGGAAGCUUAGGGAUGCAUUGGAUUAUUUUCAGGCGAUGAAGAGAUUGGGGAUUAUGCCAGCAUCAUCAAACUUUAACACUCUGAUUAGUCUGUACGGAAAGGCAAGAAAUGUGGUGGGCAUUGUCCGUGUCUUAGCGGAUAUGAAGAAUUUUGGGUGUACGCCUGAUUCACAGACGCUAGAUGCGGUUGUAAGGGCGUAUGAAAGAGCUGGGCAAACGAAGAAGGUCGUUCAGGUUCUUAGCUUAUUACGGGAAGCUGGUUGGGUUGAAGACACAGAAAGUUAUGGCACAUUGCUACAUGUUUACCUGAAAUGUAAUCUGCAGAAAGAAGCCUUAAGUGUGUUUUCCGCCAUGCGCAAAGCUGGUAUGGCACCGAAGGAAUAUAUGUGCCGCAGUCUAAUUUGUGCAUGUAAAGAUGCUGGAAUGUUCGAAGAUGCGACAAACGUGUUCAGGGACAUGCAGAGUGCAGGCGUUGUUCCCAGCUUAGAGACCUCAUGCACCAUGAUUAAUGUCCAUGGGUUGAAGGGCGAUGUAAAACAGGCUGAAGAGCUGUUCCGCUCACUUCGAAGUUCAGUUUCAAAACUAGAUAUUAUAGCGUACAAUGUCAUAAUCAAUGUCUACAUGCGGUAUGGAAUGCACGAAGAGGCCUUCAGGAUUUACAAGUUAAUGGAAGAAGAAGAUGGUCUGCUUCCAGACUCUUAUACGUAUCACUCAAUGUUGAGGAUGUGUCAGAAAUGUAAUCUCCAGACGCAAGCCGAGGAGAUUUAUUGGAGGUUGAGAAACUCAGAUGUCGAGUUAGACGAAGUUAUGUGCAACUGUGUGCUUAACACUUGCGCAAGAUUUUUGCCUCUUGAGGAGGUGCAUAAAAUAUUUCAGGAGAUGAUAGAUGUUGGAUGCAUUCCAAAUACUAUAACUUUCAACGUUAUGAUUGAUUUGUACGGCAAAUCUGGGAUGUUAGACAGGGCACGUGAUGCUUCGAAGUUAGCUCAGCAAUUAGGAGUAGCGGACAAGAUAACAUUCAGCACUUUGAUUAAUUCUUACGGCAAAAAGCAAGACUUUCGAAAUAUGGAGGCGACUCUUUGGGAAAUGCAGAAUGCAGGGCACGGAGGUUCUUUGGAGGCCUAUAAUUGUGUACUUGAUGCGUACGGAAAAGCGGGUCACCUUGACAAGCUUGAGGAUGUAAUUGCUCGUAUGGAGAAAUCGGGCCUUCAGAUGGAUCUUGCAUCGUAUAAUAUUCUCAUCAAUAUAUAUGGAAGACACACCAAAAUUGCUGAGAUGGAAGCUCUAUUUCACAAAAUGCAAGAAGAAGGCUUCAUCCCUGACAGAUGGACUUAUAAUACUAUGAUUAGAACAUAUGGCUAUGCGGAUUAUCCUGAUAAAGCAGUGGAUACCUUCAAGAUGAUGCAAGACUCAGGAAUCAUGCCAGAUAGAGUAACCUAUGUCAUGCUUGUUGCUGCUUUUGAGAAAGCAGGGAACCUCCUAGAAGCAGCGAGGUGGUCUCUAUGGAUGACUCAAGCAGGCUACACAAAAUGAUCACAAUAGAGAUCAAUGACUCAUUGCUCAUGUGAUGUGCAACAAACCAUACUGAAAGGAUUAAAGCUCAGUCCCUCAAUUAAAUAUGCAAAUGAUUCAAGAAAUCAAAUGGGAGCUGGAGAGGUACAUCUACUUUUUGCACUCUGGACUCUUAGCAUUAGCGAAAUAGUCUUGUAGUUAGAUUCUUUAAAAGGUGAUGUAAAAUGGUAUAACAUUAACUAUAUUUAAAUUAAAAAAAAAAAAAAAAAAAAAAAAAAAAAACUGAAUUUUAUUUCUGUCAUUCUAUGUGUACUUUUAAACUAGAUAGUCCAUAAGGUAUUUCUUUUUCUUGAUAAUGUUUUGAUACUACUAUCCUCAGGUAUUUGUUUCUCUUACAGCUGAUUUUGUUCUUUUAUGUGGAAUGUGUUAGUCAUGUUUAGUAGUGUUAUUGGCUCCAAAGAAAACAACUGCAGUAUUUUUAUUUUUAUUUUUUUUAAUCCUCAAAUCACAUAGUGAAUGGGAAUAAAAUGAAAUUGUAAAAGAA